UGACGCGCGGCCGGGGGCGUGGCUUCACUCUGAAUCAUACUGUCCCAACUUGUCUCGGGCAUAAUCUUACAAACGCUUUCAGAAGGGUUUAUUUAACGUCGUUGGGUGUUCCACGUGUUGCAAUAAAUAACACGCAGCAUUAGCAGUGUUCAACAUUGUCAAGUGAUUUAAGUUAUAUGUCUAGAUAUUGCUGAAUCAACAAUGGAUUCGCCAACUGGAUCGAGGGUUUCAGACCCCCAGCAUUCCCAGAAACUACUCCGGGUGCUGCGUUCUUUCUGGCAAGAGGAAAGUUUUCAUGACGCACUGUUGGUAGUGAACGGCGAGGAGCUUCCUAUCCAGAAAAACAUUCUUGCUGCUGCCAGCCCAUAUAUCAGGACCAAACUCAACUACAACCCUCCAAAGGAAGAUGGAUCAACCUACAGAAUUGAGCUUGAUGGAGUCUCUAUGCUCAUCAUGAAACAGAUCCUGGACUAUAUAUUCAGUGGCGAAAUCAGCCUGAGCGAGGACACCAUCCAGGACAUGGUGCAGGCCUCUGACCUGCUCCUCCUCACGGACCUCAAGUUCCUCUGCUGCCAAUUCCUGGAGAGCUGCAUCACGGCCGAGAACUGUAUUGGCAUCCGCCUCUUCUCGCUGCACUACUGCCUCCACCACGUGCACCACGUGGCCACCGAGUACCUGCAGACGCACCUCCGCGACGUGGCGCUCACGGAGGAGUUCUCGGAGAUGCCCCACGACCGGCUCUGCGAGCUGCUGGCCAUGGAGAAGCUCAACGUGGGCAACGAGAAGCACGUGCUGGAGGCGGUGGUGCGCUGGUUUGCGCACGACCCCGAGGAUCGCAGGGUGCACAUGAAGGAAGUGAUGUCCUCAGUAUGGCUUCAUGGCCUGGACUCUUCUUACCUCAGAGAACAGGCACUCGGGGAGCCGCUGAUGAGGGAGGUGAUCAGAGAGUACUGCCAGCCUGCCCUGGCGGGUCCUGCCCCAACAGGAGAGGCUCUCCUGGCCGCCUUCAAGCCUCGGGGCUACUCCGAGUGCAUCGUCAUCGUCGGGGGGGAGGACCGCAAGGACUCUAAGCCGACGGCGGCGAUGCGCUGCAUGUGUCCGCUCUACGACACUCACCGCCAGGGCUGGAUAGAGCUCCAGCCAAUGAGCAUGGCUCGUGUUUCUCAUGGCUUGGUGACAGCCGGGGGCUUUCUGUUUGUCUUGGGGGGCAUGGAUGAACACAAGAACAUUCUUGAUAGCGGAGAGAAGUACGAUCCUGAGACCAACACCUGGAGCCCCAUACCGUCUAUGAUGCAGGCACGGCAGAAUUUUGGUGUGGUAGAGCUGGACGGGAUGAUCUACGUCCUGGGAGGAGAGAACAAGGAGAUGGAGCUGGUCACCAUGGAGAUGUUCAACCCCUACCUCAAAACCUGGAAACUGCUGCCCAGCAUGACUAUGGUUCGCAAGAUCGGUUGCUAUGCUACAAUGAAUAAGAAGAUUUAUGCUAUGGCUGGCGGCUCCUAUGGGAAACUCUAUGACUCUGUGGAAUGCUUUGACCCCACGACCCAGCAGUGGACCGGCCUCUGUCCCCUGAAAGAGAGAAGGUUCGGCUCGGUGGCGUGCGGCGUGGGCAAGGAGCUCUACGUGUUUGGCGGCGUGCAGACCAAGGAGCAUGAGAACCCAGAUCAGAGGCACAUGACCACCUGCAAGUCUGAGUUCUACCACGACGACAUGAGGAGAUGGAUGCACUUGGAUGACCAGAACCUGUGUAUUCAGACCAGCUCAUCGUUUGUCUACGGAGCGGUGGCCAUAGGAGCCAACAUCUAUGUGGUGGGAGACCUGGACACAGGCAGGAGCUUUGACUACAUCAGAGAGUUCCGGCGCAGCAGCGGAACGUGGCACCGCACCCAGCCCAUGCUCCCCAACGACCUCUACAAGACGGAGUGCUCCGCCCUGCGCAUCGCCAACUGCCGCCUCUUCGGCCUGCAGCUGAAGCAAGGCAUGUUCCGCGUCCCGCCAUUGGCCCAACGCCCCCAAGUCCCGGGCCGCUGAGAGUCACCCGGCCACUACCAUUUUGUUUUACUAGGACUUGAGAUCUUUGAAAGGAACCGUAUGGAACCCUCUUUUUAAUUGUUGUAUGUUGGUGAUUGUGAGUUACUGUCUCUCUUUUAUCGGUUGUUGGUAAAGUGGUUUCUUUUUGUACGACUUGGCUGGCUCUGUGGGAAAGGGUGGCCUCUUAACCCUUUUGGUAUUUUUGUAGAACGGUUUAAAUCCGUUUUGGUUCAUUCUAACCCCGGCCUUUUUAUGUUGCUUUGAUUUAUUUCUUUUCAGAAAAGGAAGGGAUUUGAUUUGGAUUUGAGCUUAUUACUUUAUUGAAUAUAUAGAUGUUUAACUUUUACUUAUCUGCCUUACUCCUCUGUGGAUUUGGCCAUAUGUUGCUCAGACCAUGCUUGGUGGACAUUGUGGUAGACACUUGAAAUCACACGGAAGACAUUAUUUACAACACUAGUCCUAGUACAACCAUAUAUGCACCUCGCUCGGUUCUGCACCAGACGACACCUUAAGUGACCGGUUAAAGCACACGAAAUGGAAAGCCCCCCACAUAGGUCUCCUAUAUAGGCUUAAACCAACUGUAUGCAAGGGGUGAGGGAGUUCCACUUGCGUUGUCAACUCCCUCCCUCCCUCCUCUCCUGUGGUCUCCCCUCUAGGCCUGUCUGUGUCUCUCUGUCAAGGCACAGACAGGCCCCCGGUCAGAAAUAGAUGGGAGUGCUUGUGGUUGUGGGAAGGGAGGGAGGGAGGAAGGUGAGGCGGGAGCGACCGACAACACUCUUAACUAUUUGGAUGUCUCUCUGACCUCUCGACCCGGCUUUAACAGUCAGCGUGGAUCGUUUUGGCCUCCAUUGACGCCCCCAAACCCCCCCCACCCCCACGUUUGUUCUGUGAGAGUUACAGCUGUUGCUGUCGUCCAACCUCAGAGAACCCAUGUUGGGGAUGGGCCUGGGGGGUGGGGAGGGGAGGGGGGGGGGGGAGAAUCCCGUCACACACUUGGCAAACGUAUAAUAUAUACACAAAUACACAACUCACCAGGGUUACAUUUGUGUGGGACCUGGCACUGCAUGCUGUGGCCUGGCGCCCGUGCCGCAUGUGUACACAUGUUGCUUGAUAUUGUCACUAGGACGCCAGGCAUUUACAGGCAACACUGUAGUUUCCCUUACCAGCCCGAGACAGGCUUAUCUGUAAAUGACGUCAUCAGCGUCAUCAUCAUGUGCGGUUGCUUAGUGCCCUUGCAACACGUACAAAAUUCCUUCAAAUUGCAGUUGGAGUUGCUGUUUAAGGCGGAACAUUAGAAUCACUCUUUGAGAGGUAUAGUUGACAUUUUUGAUAUUUGUUAUGAAAUGAAUUGCUAAUGCUUCCUUCACUGAGUUUCUAUUUUUUCUUCCCCAGACUUUAUAGGGUUUGCUUUAGAUUUCUGUGUUAGACGCUAUUUUGACACUAAUUUGACCAAAGAUCCCUUGAUACAUUUCUGAUGGAGAAAGGCUUCUAAUAUAAUGUAUCUUAUGGAAUCAACAUGCAUUUUCUCUUUGCUUUAUUUUCAGGUUGUUUUUUAAGACAAGUUCAAAACACAAAUGCCUGUUAACAGGACUACAAAUACAUUUCUGAUACACAAUGAACUGCGUUUUAAUGUGCUGCCUUUUUGGAGUCCCAGGCAUCAGAGUUAAAGGCCAGGCGUACGUUGGGUUCGGGGCUGGGUUUGGUGUGUAACACAACAGGAUUUCUGAACCUCAUCAGGAUGGAGAUAAUUUCGUUAAACCGAGUGGCUCUUAUGACAUGCCAUGUAAUUCAACCAAUUACAGGUCCUGACUGCUCACACCCACACGGUGUGCUGGCAAAAUAUGCCGAUAUCUCUCUUUUCCUUCUAGCCACAACGCUCCCUGUGUGUCACAUGCACAAAUGCAUGUUGACACGCAUAAUGAAACACGGUCUGGGAGUUAGCCCUGUGCACAUAAGUUCUAAGGAGUCCACUUCUUUUCGCAUGGGGGAUAGUCAGCUCCGCAUGUCGGCCCUCUGGGUCUGACAUUAAAGAGUUGUACACAGAGGUCAUAUGUUGAUUUAAGGAAAUAUCCAACCUUAUUCUAUAUGCCGCCUGAUCAGAGAACACAAUGGUGAUGCUAUGCUCAAUGCUAUUUCUGCCGAUGAUCCCUAUUGGUUUAAGGAACUAGCAAACAACAUAGCCUAGCUAUCCAGUGAUGGGACAACCUGAUGGUGAAACUAAUCCAUUUCAGGUUGAGGGGUUUAAACAGUCGCCUCAACAACACUAUGCUCUUUGUCAUUUCUCACUAAUUAUGUACAACCAUGUCUGUUAUGCUCAUUACUUGAACUCUGACCUUUCCUCAACCUUCACAUUAACUCAAUGUUGACACAGUUUUAAAUGGAGCGCAACUGGUGGAACAGGGUGGAGGUGUGUCCGCCGAGGUAUGUGGAGUCCCUCCACUGUUAUUGGUCAAAAGACCAGACUUAUGGGGGCUGGUGGAAGAGAUGUGGACAAGGAAGAAUGGCUUUCCAAGAACUGUUAAUUUCACAACAAGCACACAAGAAACCUCAACAUUGUGGUUUCCACCGCUUCCAACAUUUAUAUUUUUUGUUUUAUGAACGUGAUGGCCUACUACUGAUGUAUAGUUGUAUAGCAUAGCUCCCCUUCAGCUGCCCUUUUUCCCUAAAAAUGUCAUUUUGAGGGAGGGUGGCUAUGUAGGCAAAACUUGCCAAAAUAUUUGCCCAAUAAAUUCUCUAACUUUAUGUUUUAAGUUGAGGAUGAGGCCAAUCUGACUGUUAUGCUUAUUGUUGAAUAUUGUCCAAAUGCCAAUAUUCUAUAUUGUCCCAACUUUCAAAGUUUUUUUUGUACAGUAAUACUAUCAACAUUUUGGCUGGAUUAUUAAGGAAGUCAUCAACAAGGAAAAACAUAUAUAUAUUUUUUUUAACAAUCUCGCCAGUCUGGUUAUUGAUCAAGUGCUGUUGGCAUGCCUUGCUGGUAGAAAGACACAAUUUAACUUACAAGAACAGAAAACUUAAUACCAAAAAGAUUAUAUCUUUAGUAUUUCAAACAUAAUGUAUCUCUUAGUUAAGGCAGAUAUUGUAUUGUUCAGUUAUUAACUAGGCACUAGACUAGUAUUAAAACAAAAAAAAAGGUUGAACUGUUGAGUGACCAUGACCAUAAAAUGUUUGGAGCCAUAUUUGGUCACCAUCUUAAUUUGGUACGAGUUUUGAAUGCUUGACUAGUUUCAUGUUUUUGUGAAAGAAAAUGUUAUUGAUCUCUUUUUUGAUUCUUUCUUAUAUGUAGGGAUGUACUGUAUGUGUACUAUUUAUUCGUUCACUACCCCACAUUGACUAUGCUUAAGGCUGGUUCCAUUUCAGUCAACAAAACGUAGGCCUAGAGGCAAUAUUCUUGCUGGGAAAAUGUACACUCCAAAAGAUAAACAUGGCCGUUUUUAUCCCUUUCUUAUCUCUUGAUGUCAGCAUAUAAAUGUUGCAAUGCCACCUA
Molecule: messenger RNA, 5515 nt
Organism: Gadus macrocephalus (Pacific cod)
Lineage: Eukaryota; Metazoa; Chordata; Actinopteri; Gadiformes; Gadidae
Gene: gan
Product: gigaxonin
Exons: 13
Coding region: 202-2031 (609 amino acids)
Biological process (GO): cytoskeleton organization
Molecular function (GO): protein binding
Source: RefSeq, a predicted model, not a curated record